Rubroshorea leprosula is the source of this 4266-nucleotide messenger RNA. NCBI's taxonomy places the organism in Eukaryota, Viridiplantae, Streptophyta, Magnoliopsida, Malvales, Dipterocarpaceae. The record is from the annotation of a GenBank genome assembly.
GGCUCGACGGCCUGGCGCGCUCGCGCCGAGCGUCUAGAUGGCACGGCCGCAAGUGGAAACGGUAUCGACACCCAGACGCGAAGUAGAAUCGCGGGGAAGUCUCCAGAAGCAGCCUCUAAAGUCUCGUCCCGUGACAAGUGGUAUCAGAGCCAGGUUUGACAGCCUAGUUACGUGGAGGAGGAUUGUGACGAUGGCAAGCCAGGGGGCGGAAGCUAGCCAAGUUGGAGAGGUUCCAGAGGAUAGGGCCUAUGAGGGGAGGUUGGUCAAGGUCGAGCUAGCCAUGGGUGAUGUCCAUGAGCAGCUAGACACUCUUGAUUCUCGGAUGGAGGAGCAGGAGGACAGGGGCAGCAGUGUCGAAGAGCUUGAAGGCAAGCUCCAAGGUACCCUUAAUUCGGUUGUUGCUGACAUGCAUAAGGCCAUGGAGGAGUUUCGCAGGUCCAUUGCAGCAAAGGUGAGCGCACUGAAGGUGGAGCUCAGUGAGGUCAAGGGGGACCUAGUCUUGUGCAAGGCCGCCAUGGCCGCUGGUGUUGCAGCUGGCAGUGCGCCCAGUGUGGCACCCAAGCUGAAAGUGCCUGAGCCGCCCAAAUAUGGAGGUAAGCGCGACUUUAAAGAACUUGAUAAUUUCUUAUGGAUGGUUGAAAGCUAUUUAGAUGCUAUGAAUAUUUCUGAUGAUUCUACGAAAAGUCGUAUGGCAACCAUGUAUUUUGAGCAUGAUGCCACCUUGUGGUGGAGAUGCCGACAUGCUGAGAUGCAACGAGGCUUAUGCAACAUCAACACUUGGGAGGUGUUCAAGGGGGAGUUCCGUAAGCAAUUCUACCCCAAGAAUGCUAAAGAGGCGGCCAUGAAGAAGCUUCGUGUGCUUAAACAUACGGGGUUGAUCAAGGACUACAUCAGGGAGUACAACUCCUUAAUGCUUGAGAUCCCUAAUAUGGUUGCGAAGAAUCGGCUCCUCUACUUCAUGGAUGGACUGCAGCGGUGGGCUGAGCAAGAGCUGAAGUGCCGUGGUGUUCAAGACCUUACGUCAGCCAUAGCGGUUGUCGAAUCACUUAUCGAGUUCAGCAAGGAACCUCCUAAGAGAGGCAAGGACAAGAAGGGUAGCUCGAGCAAAAGUGGUGGAGACAAAUCGCACAAGGCCUUCAAGCCUUUCAAGGGCCCAGAAAAGGUAGGUGAUGGCGGCAAGAUGCCACCCAAGGUGAGGCGGGAUUGCUACCUAUGCGGCGGUCCGCACUGUGCAAGGGAGUGCCCACAGCGGAACAAGCUUAACGCCAUCAUCUCAGCGAUUGGGGAGCCAUCCCAAGUGGGGGAGACGCAGUUGGGAGCAAUGCAAGUUCUCAACGCCAUACGGGUUAAGGUGCAGAGUGGGGGUGACGCUAAGGUUCGUGCUGUGGUUGAACAGAAGGGUGUCGGCAAAACCCUCAAAUAUGUUACUGUCAAGAUCAAAGGGGUAAGCGUCCGUGCUCUAUUGGAUAGUGGCGCUAACCAAAAUUUGAUUGCAGUAAGUCUUGCGGAGAAGCUGGGUCUACCAUACAACAAGGAACCAGGAUGGGUGAAGGUGGUCGACAAUCCUUCUCAGCCCAUUUAUGGCGUUGCACGCGAAGAGCCCGUGCAGAUAGGUUCAUGGUCGAGGAAGGUUGACUUGAACAUCAUAACCAUGAGCGACUUCAAGCUGGUGUUGGGUGGUGAGUUUAUCGACCAGCUGUUGCCUUUCACCUUCACCAAAGAUGGCUGCAUACGCUUUGAGGACGGGAACGAGAGUCACAAGGUGCCCCUAGAGCGGCUACCCGCUGGAGACCGCGUCCUCUCGGCUAUACAAGUAUCAAGAGGCAUCAAAAGAGGUGAGGACACUUACCUAGCUGCUUUAAAGGAAUAUAGUACCUCAUCUCUUGAUGUCCCACAGGAAGUUCACGGCAUUCUCCACGAGUUCGAAGAUGUGAUGCCCCCGGAGUUGCCAAAGAAACUUCCACCACAGAGGGAGGUCGACCAUGCCAUUGAACUGGAUCCUGGCUCAAAGCCGCCAGCAAUGGGUCUAUACCGCAUGGCUCCACCUGAGUUGGAGGAACUCUGGAAGCAACUCAAAGAGCUACUAGAUGCGGGGUUCAUCCGUCCCUCCAAAGCACCCUAUGGAGCGCCAAUGCUAUUCCAGAAGAAGCAUGAUAAGACCCUCCGCAUGUGCAUCGACUACCGGGCGCUCAACAAGAUCACAGUGAAGAACAAAUACCCCAUUCCUUUGAUUGACGACCUGUUUGACAAGCAUGGGAAGGCACGAUGGUUCACCAAGCUCGACUUGAGGUCGGGGUAUUGGCAAGUGAGAAUAGCCGAAGGGGACAAGGCCAAGACCACUUGUGUGACGUGUUACGGUGCAUACGAGUUCCUGGUGAUGCCUUUCAGCCUCACAAAUGCUCCAGCUACUUUCUGCACCUUGAUGAACAAAGUCUUCCACCCAUUCCUUAACAAAUUCGUGGUGGCAUACUUGGACGACAUUGUUGUCUACAGGGAGACGCUGGAAGAGCAUGUGCAGCAUCUUCGACAAGUUCCCCAAGUGUUGCGCGAGAAUGAGCUCUAUGUGAAACAGGAGAAGUGCUCAUUUGCGCAGCAGGAGGUGAUGUUCCUAGGCCAUCGGGUAGGCCAUGGGAAGACAUCAAUGGACUCGGCCAAGGCCACACCCUUGACAAACUUACUUAAGAAGAAGGUCUCGUGGGAGUGGACAACGAAGUGUCAACGAGCCUUUGAGGACUUGAAGCAAGCGGUGAACCAAGAACCAGUGCUCGCACUGCCCGACUAUGGGAGGCCUUUUGAGAUGCACACUGAUGCGUCAGACUUGGCGAUCGGAGGAGUCUUGAUGCAAGAUGGCCAUCCCAUAGUGUUUGAGAGCCACAAGCUCAAUGACACGGAGAGGCGGUACCCGGUGCAUGACAAGGAGAUGACUGCCAUCGUCCAUUGCUUACGGGUAUGGCGUCAUUACUUGCUUGGGAGCAGGUUCGUGAUCAAGACUGAUAAUGUAGCUACGAGCUACUUCCAAAGGCAGAAGAAACUCACACCCAAGCAAGCAAGAUGGCAAGACAUCUUGGCUGAAUUCGACUAUGUGAUGGAGUACAAGCCUGGGUGGGCUAACGUUGUGGCAAACGCGCUGAGUCGCAAGGCUAUGUUCACCUCCAUCAGUCGACAUGAGAGUGACAUACUGGAUCGUGUCAAGGAGGGCCUAGCACAUGAUCCCUUCGCCAAGAGUCUUAUGGAGCUGGCUCGUUUGUCCCUAGAACGCCCAUGGGAGUGCGUCACCAUGGACUUCAUCUCAGCUCUCCCACAAUCUGAAGGGUGCAGGUCUAUACUGGUCGUAGUUGAUCGAUUCUCGAAGUAUAGAACCUUCAUCCUAGCCCCAUGGGAUUGCAAGGCAGAGGAAGCAGCAUGCUUAUUUGUCAAGCAUGUGGUGAAGUAUUGGGGGCUUCCUCGCAUCAUCAUUAGCGAUCGGGAUCUGAGGUUCACGGGGAAGUUUUGGAGGGAACUCUCCAAGCUCAUGGGAUCAGACCUCCACUUCUCCAUGAGCUUUCAUCCGCAGACAGAUGGGCAAACGAAGCAGCAGAGUGAGGCCACCCAACAAAGCCCCUUCAAGAUUGUGAUAGGCCAACAACCGUUGCCACCUCACUAUGUGACGCGAGGCUAUACUAGUGCAAGUCCUGCUACAUACAACUGGGCAAAAGAUUGGCAGGAGCAGUUGGAUGUGGCUAAAGUUUACUUGGAUAAGGCCUCCAAAAAGAUGAAGAAGUGGGUAGACAAAGAGCGACGGCUACUGGAAUUCCGAGUGGGCGACCUUGUGAUGGUGAAGCUACCAGCCCAACAGUUUAAAGCCUAUCGACAAGUCCACAAGGGGCUGCUGAAGAUACACCCGGUAUUCCAUGUGAGCAUGCUCAAGCCAUUCCAUGGAGACCAUGAGGAUCUAGCACAAGGAGUGUCACAACGAGCACCACCAGCAACAAUAACCUCGUAUGACAAGCAAGUGAGUGAGAUCUUAGCUGAUCGGGUUAUUCGACAAUGGGGAGUUCCCAACCACACAGAGUACCUAGUCAAGUGGAAGGAUCAACUUGAUGACGAGGCCAGUUGGGAACACGAGGAGAACUUGUGGCAGUUCUCAAGCGCCAUCAAGGCCUACAAGACCAAGAAGCUUGACGAAGGCAUCAAGAGCUUUGGUGGGGGAGAGUGUUACGGACCAUGAGCUCGGACGCCCAAGAGAAGGGUCCCAGCACCAAGGUCGCGAUGCAAUGUCGCGGGCUC